AUGUCAGAGCACGCGACUGACAUCAAGCUGCUGCGCGCAGUCAUACGUGUUGACCACUCCAUGACGCUCAUCUCAAAGCUGCUGGAGGCCAUCCAGGACGCCGUGCGCCAGCUGGACCAGAUCGAGAAGCACAGCGAGGCCCACUUCAAGCAGCUGCACCAGCAGCUGGUCGCGCGCCGCGACCAGGCCGCCACGCUGCUGCGCCAGCAGACGAUCAAGACGACGGCCCAGUGCUGA
Messenger RNA from Monoraphidium neglectum, 237 nucleotides. RefSeq lists its product as hypothetical. The coding region runs from base 1 to 237 and encodes 78 amino acids. The transcript is spliced from 3 exons. The record is from RefSeq and is a predicted model, not a curated record. Lineage: Eukaryota; Viridiplantae; Chlorophyta; Chlorophyceae; Sphaeropleales; Selenastraceae.